Exophiala mesophila is the source of this 1370-nucleotide messenger RNA. RefSeq lists its product as uncharacterized. Bases 155 to 1183 code for a protein of 342 amino acids. The record is from RefSeq and is a predicted model, not a curated record. The transcript has 3 exons. Lineage: Eukaryota; Fungi; Ascomycota; Eurotiomycetes; Chaetothyriales; Herpotrichiellaceae.
CUUUGACUCCCAAGAGAACACCAGGUGCCUCUACAUCUCACACAACAACCACACACUCCACUCCCUCCCAACUCGGAACUGCAGCUCCAUUCCAAAGGGCUCUGGUCGGCCUGUAUCUCAACUCCCAGUGAAUAUAAGCCCUUGCACGGCCAGCAUGUCCGCCAGCAUGUUUCGAACGACCGCAACCCGCUCCCUCCCGCGAUCCCUCACCCUCGCUCAAUCCAGCGUUGUUCGGUCGAACCUGUGCAACAAUGUGCUCAGGGCCACUUUGAAGACGUCGGCUCGUCCCGUCAGAGCUUCUAACUUCGUCGCCCUGACCGCGUUCCAACCAGCGCAGAAGUCCAUGGUCCGAUACGCACACGUCGCGGCCGACUACGAUAUUAAGAAGGCUGAAGCCGCUUUGGCAGAGCAAAAGAUCACCGCAACUCCAGAAUCAGUCUCUGCGGUGUCGUCGAUUAACCCAGUCGCCAGCGGAUCGGCUGACCACGAGCAAGAUGUUGAUAUGAUGGCGGGGAUUCGAGGUGAUUUUAACACCAUCAAGGACACCUUCUCCCUGAAAGAAGUCCCUCGUGAAGCCCUCUACGUCGGCUUGGCCGGUGUUCUUCCCUACCUGGCAACUUCCCUCACGACCGUCUACUUGUCCUUUGAUAUCCAAUAUGCCGCACAUCACGGCCAGGGAUACUUCCUGUCUGGCGAGACUGCUGAGCAGCUUCUGCAUCUCAUUGAACCCAUCCAGCUUGGCUAUGGUGCUUCUAUCAUCUCCUUCCUGGGUGCUAUUCACUGGGGUCUGGAAUGGGCCAAGUUUGGAGGUGUGCAGGGUUAUAACCGAUACUCGAUGGGUAUUCUUGCUACCGCCGUGGCAUGGCCGACUCUCCUCCUGUCUGCAGAGGUUGGCCUGAUCACACAAUUCCUCGCCUUCACUUUCUUGUACUACAAUGAUGCGAAAGCUGCCCGAGCUGGCUGGGCCCCAGCGUGGUAUGGAACAUACCGAUUUGUGCUGACCUUUGUGGUGGGAGCUUCUAUCGUGGCUUCGUUGAUCGGACGUGGCCAGAUCGCAGAUUUGGUGACGGCUCCUGAUGCCCCAGCCAACAAAUUGAAGAUGCUCCGUGCUCAACAACUCGACGAGGUUGGACCAGAGCCCGAGGCCGACGAAGAGGAGGCCGAGGAGGAGGAUGAAGAAUAGAUUAACUGUGAAGGGUUCCAGAAGCUUUAGGUGAUUUGAUUGGGGGAUUUGAAAUGAAAUUUGCAGCUCCUUCUGAGAGACAGAGAGAAGAGAGAAAAGGCAGCUCGUUGGCCCGUGCACCGAGGCUUACUGUUGUACAUACAUAUCCAAGCAGGAGAAGAGAGAAUUCCCGUAUUCCUUUGUUCAA